Molecule: messenger RNA, 1248 nt
Organism: Colletotrichum truncatum
Lineage: Eukaryota; Fungi; Ascomycota; Sordariomycetes; Glomerellales; Glomerellaceae
Product: transcription factor
Biological process (GO): transcription by RNA polymerase II
Source: RefSeq, a predicted model, not a curated record
AUGGAUCCGACACUUCUGGUGGGUGAUAUCGUCGAGAAGGACACAAAACCAGUGAAGCCUGUCGUAUUUGACGACUUCGAUGUCACCCCGACUGGGUUUCCAGCACACAAGAAACGCACUCGAGUCUCCGCAUUCAAGCAGCAGCGACAAGGCAAACCAGUUUCGGGUGCUCAGGCUGCAACGAGCGCGCUGGCAGCUAAUGCCAGCGAAAACCAGCAGUCUCAUGGUGCCGAAUCGUCAAGCUCUAGCUUCGAGGCAGCAGAGCGUCGGAGGAUCGAUCGCGAGAAUAGGCAGAAGCUGGAGGACAUGACACCCGAAGAGAUCGCAAAGGAGAGACAAGAACUGUUGAGUUCCUUGGAUCCCUCGCUUAUACAACGACUGUUGGGAAGAGCGAAUAUAGAUGAGCAACACGGGCCGAAUCCCUUCGACCCUCCCUCUACAAAUGAUGCCAAGGCAGACAAGCCUCCAGCUCCCCCACCCGAAAUUAAAAUCGAAGACACCGCUGCGCCGCCGAAGCCUCAGCCGGCGCCGAAGGCUACGACACCAAAGGACACAAACGCAACCCCCGUGCCAGUCGAUGAGGAUCGAGCCCCCGCCGCUCCUCCUGAGGACCUGUUUCCUAUGAACGAACAGCCCGAUAAGACACACUUCCCGGCGGCGCCUGCUCUUCCCGACCUCGACCCCUCUCACCCUGACUUUCUUGCAACCCUUCAUGAGAAGUUCUUCCCAAAUCUGCCCGCAGAUCCGAGCAAACUUGCCUGGAUGGCUCCCAUUCCGACCGCCCACAGUCCUGCCGAUCGUGAAUCACCAUAUUAUCCUGGGCAAUCCUCCCUUCCCAUCGCUGCCCUUCGUUUCGAUUUCCGCGGCGGGUUGAUUCCACCUCGUUUGAGUAGAUCCAUACCCGUAUCUAAGGGACUGCAUCAUCAUGGCCAGGCGCCGGAGGCAGCGGGUUACACAAUCGAGGAGCUGGCUAUUUUGGCGCGGAGCGCAGUUCCAGCACAACGUUGCGUUGCUUUUCAGACGUUGGGUCGGAUUCUCUAUAGAUUGGGCAAGGGUGAAUGGGGCACCGGAGAAGAAGACAGCUUGGGAAGGGGAAUCUGGAGCAGUAUUCAGGAGGGAAGGGUGCUGGACAGUUUGGCAGAGGCGGCCAUUGCGGAAGGUGGACACAGAGGAAGCCGCGCAUAUGCUACGGAAGCCCUGUGGUUAUUUGAGAAAGGCGGUUGGAGAGAGCAGUGGUCUGGUCGAUAA